This is a messenger RNA of Myxocyprinus asiaticus (Chinese sucker), 8459 nucleotides long. RefSeq names its product dermatan-sulfate epimerase-like protein. NCBI's taxonomy places the organism in Eukaryota, Metazoa, Chordata, Actinopteri, Cypriniformes, Catostomidae. The coding region runs from base 1514 to 5119 and encodes 1201 amino acids. The transcript has a single exon. The record is from RefSeq and is a predicted model, not a curated record. Gene Ontology annotation, molecular function: chondroitin-glucuronate 5-epimerase activity.
UUAUUUUUUUUUAUUUUUUUUGUAGUAAUCAAUUUUAUGUUACAAAUGUUGUCGGUUGAGUUUAACUUGUAUUGAACCCGGAAUAUUCCUUUAAGGCCAAGUAUCUAGAAAGCACAAAGCACAAUUAACAACAUCCUGACUGUGACCUGUGUAUUCUGUGUAUUUGAUAUCUUUAGGUUACUAAUUCAGACUGCAUACAUAUAUUCUGAACUGUGCCUAAAAUAAAUUAAAUUAGGAAUAUAAAAUGGACUUGAAAUUAUUAUGCCAAUUUUAUUUAAUUUAUUAGCGACAAUUCGUAAUCAAACCUGAAAACCUUAACAUCUGAAAACGAAACCAUUUAAUGUGGUAUUAAGGCGCCAUCUGUCGAGAACAUUAAACCACUAAUACUGAAAGUGAUGGUUUUACUACAUAACUUGGAAGAUGGAAAAAGUGACCUGCAUUAGCCAUAACAUAUAGAGACAGUUCUGUGAAGGGAGCUCUGCUUGCUGAUUUUGAAGAAGGCAAAUUAAUACAAAAACUGAAGGGAAAAAAGUAGUAGUUUAACGUAUAGUGACCGCGCAAAAACCUUAUGGACUACUCUUAGAGACUUCCUGUUCAUAUUUGUAUCUACUUAAAAUCAACAGAGAUCCAAAAAUAUCCCUAUUCGGACAAACAUCUCAUCAGGCGGUGAGUUGCCUUCACCUUAGAAAGUGGAUUAGUGGAUUAUCUCGCCUUCCGUGUUACAAAAUGAGUAAGGCGUUAACAGUCACUUUAUGGUGUGCUAUAAACAGCGAUGGAAAAUAACUACCACCAAAUACUGCAAGAUUUUUUUCUUCUGGAAAACUGUCUUCCACAAAACCAGAGGAAAACAGAACACGAAAACUGGAAUUAUUGACUUUGUUUCAGGUACAGACAACGGAAGUUGCUUUGACAUAUUUAACUCCGCAUGGAUGAUGCAUUAUUUCCGUUGACGUUUCCGUAAUGGUACGCGGGUUUCAAAUAUUGUGGAUGCUUUUAAUUAUUAGUGAGCCUUAAAAUAUUAUUAUUAUUAUUAUUUAAAUAAUACAAGAAUGUACAAAUGAAUCCGAGAGAAUGCGCUCUGCACGGUUGUUAAAAGACACUAAUUUCCGUGGUGGUAUCAACUUUUGCUUUCUCUAAACACUCAAAACGGCCAUAAAUUGAAAUGCAAGAAUAUAUAAACACCCUCCAACAUCUCCUGCCUUAUUUUAACCAUUCAUUAUUUACUUAAUUUAAGUAGUCGAGUCUUGUAAAGCAAGCCAAAUCUGUUUACCUUCAUCAUGAAUAUGUGAACUCGAAGACAUUUAAAGCAUAAUUUCUCAAAGAAAUAUUAACACUUCUUACUGGCUACAUAAACAUGGCCAUAGACACUCGAGGAAGAAGUCUAAAAUGGAAAAAUAUCUGCUGCCCUACAUGUGUGUACAAGUUUGACUUAUAACAUCUUUUUGGAGGCUGCAGAGGAGCUUACCAAGUGGAAAAAGAAAAAAGAAAGAAAUCCACAUCUGUUUCUUGGAUCAUGGCUAUGGAGUGUGCACAGAGGUCGGUGGCUCUGCUCUGUCUCUUGGCUGCACAACUGGCUUUCUUUGGAAUUUCAUCUGCCUCAGUCAGAUAUGUGUCUUUGAAUGAGGGGACAGAAGAAAUUGAACAUAAAAUAGGCAAUAUCACCAUGUCCGCACAUCUUCACCCCAAACUUUACUUUGAUCAGACACAGGUGCAUUUGAUGAAAAAGAGGGCCAUCACCACACACAGACACAUUUUUAAAGUUAUCCGAAAUGCUGUUUCUACCAUGUUGUCCAAUGCUGCCAUUUACCAGCCACCAGUAAACCAUGAGGACUUUGGCAAUAAAUGGAAUGAGAUUUACGGCAACAACUUGCCCCCUCUUGCGCUAUACUGUUUGCUUCAGCCUGAGGAUGCUGCUGCCUCUCAGUUUUUGAUUGAGUACAUGGACCGAAUGGUGGAGUAUCCGGACUGGAUGGUGUCUAGUGCCCCAAAUGAUGAGGUACCGAUGGCUCACUCCCUCACUGGGUUUGCCACAGCAUAUGAUUUAAUUUACACCUUUCUUGACACACAGAGACAAUUACGAUAUCUCAAGAAAAUACGAUCAGUUACAGAGGAGAUUUUCGAACUGUCCAAGCACAGAGGGUGGGGAAAGCAGUUUCUACAGAACCACCAGACAACUAAUAUAUUAGCCAUCCUCAUUGGAGCUCUUGUGGCAGGGGAGCAUAAUGAUCCUGAAACCAUGAUAUGGAAGCAAGUAGCUGUAAACUACAUGGAAAAGACCAUGUUCCUCCUCAACCACAUUGUUGAUGGCUCCCUUGAUGAGGGUGUUGCAUAUGGCAGCUACACAGCAAAAUCCAUUACUCAAUAUGUUUACUUAGCAUUGCGCCAUUUUCAGAUAGACAACACGCACAUCAACUGGCUGAGAGCUCACUUCAUGUUUUACUAUGCUACUUUGCUUCCUGGAUUUCAAAGAACUGUCGGCAUUGCUGACUCCAACUACAACUGGUUCUAUGGGCCAGAGAGUCAACUUGUUUUUUUGGAUGCCUAUGUGCUCCGAAAUGGCUCUGGGAACUGGCUGGCACAGCAGAUUAGGAGACAUCGUCCUAAAGAUGGACCCAUGAUGCAAUCAGCAGCCCAGCGCUGGGCUACUUUACAUACAGAGUACAUAUGGUAUGAUUCUGAGUUACUUCCACAGCCUCCACCUGACUUCAGCAAAGCAAACAUGCACAUUUUCUCCAACUGGGGUGUGGUGACAUAUGGGGCAGGGUUACCUCGAGCCCUAGGAAACACAUUUGUCUCCUUUAAAUCAGGAAAAUUAGGAGGGCGAGCUGUGUAUGAUAUUGUCCAUGCUCAACCUUACUCGUGGGUGGAAGGCUGGGCAAACUUCAACCCAGGGCAUGAGCAUCCUGAUCAGAACUCCUUCACAUUUGCUCCAAAUGGACAGGUUUUUGUCGCUGAGGCCUUGUAUGGUCCUAAAUACAGCUAUCUUAACAAUGUACUAGUGUUUGCCCCCUCUCCCACCAGCCAGUGUAAUCAGCCAUGGGAGGGGCAGUUGGGGGAAUGUUCCAAGUGGCUGCGAUGGGGAGAAAAGGAAGUUGGAGGCACUGCCGGGGAAGUCAUUGAUGCCUCAUCUCAUGAGGACAUGUUGUUUGUGAGUGGAGAGUCUGUGUCAGCCUAUUCAUCUGCCAUGAAGCUAAAGAGUGUGUAUCGGGCCCUGGUGCUUCUUAACUCUCAAACGUUACUGGUGUUAGACCAUGUCGAGAAACAAGCACACUCCCCUCUCAAUUCUUUCAGUGCAUUUUUUCACAAUCUUGACAUCGAUUUCAGGUAUGUUCCUCACAGAUCUUUUGAAAAGUACAAUGGAGUGCUGAUGGAUGUGUGGGAUGCCCAUUACAAAAUGUUUUGGUUCAACAAGCAAGGAUCAAGCCCAGUUGCCAGUAUACAAGAGGCAGAGCAGGCGGCAGAAUUCAAGAAGAGAUGGACGCAGUUCAUAAACGUGACCUUUCCCAUGGAGAGCCCUGUCACCAGAGUGGCUUACUUGAUGCAUGGCCCAUAUGUCAAGGUUUCAGACUGUAGAUUCACAGACGACAGUAAAAAUGGAGUAAGGCUGUCAGUGAUCUUAAAUGACACAGAGACUAUUGUGUCAGUUGCAACAAACUAUAAGGAUAUUGAGGCUAGAUUCAGCUACUUGGGCUUUGCAGGCUUUGCUAAAGCAGAGGACAAACACAGAAUAGUCCAGUUUGGCCAUGGAAUUCAAACCUUGCCAGGUCAAAUCACAAAAGAUUUAGUAUUUGACUUUGGAUUGCUGGUUAAUAUCUCUGCAAUACUAACUCUAUGUUCUGCCUUGGCUUUUGUGAUAAGAAAAAGAAGGCUUCAUGUGUCGUUCAAUAUGCUCAUCCAUUGCACUCUGAUCUGUGUGCUGUUCUUAUGGGUGACUGAACUUUUGUCCAUUUUUUAUGGUUGCAAACAGCUCCUGUGUGAUGUUAAACAGAGAGACCACAGCGCAGAUGAUGACACUAUUGCCUCAGGGGAGAUCACGAACAUCCUCCCUGUCAUCACCAUCACAUCCAUGCCAGGCUCAGGCGCUGAGAUCCUUCAGCCCCUUUUUGAUAACAGCUCUGACUUUGUCUACCUCAGAAUCCCUUCCACUUACCUGCGAUUCCCUGCAUCCCCAUUAAUCUCUCUGGUGGACUCUUGUGAGUGGUCCAGAGCAGAUGCAACGAGUGGACGAUUUGGCGUCAUUCAAGGAUGGUUCCACUCUAUAGUCCACAAUGUGAAGCUGCACCUGCAGAACAUCGAGUUGCACAAGAGCAGUGAUGAGUCAGGGAAUAAAAUCAGAGAAAAAAGUGAGCGACGAAACAGAAGGAUGCUGCUUUCAGAGCAAACAAGGACUGGUGGCAGCAAGGUUGCCCACUUAGGAUACAUACAGGAGCUGAGGCAGCACCUGGUCAAGUACCCAAAUGCCCGACCAGUGAUGAGCAUGGGCAGUGGCGGAUGGUUUUUAAAGCUGCCAUUUCUUCAAGAAGUCAUUGGUCGCUCUCUUCGCUCAGUUCAUGUGGUCAGAGACCCACGUGCAUGGAUUUAUCUAAUGCUGUACAGCAGCAAGCCAAGCCUGUACUUGCGUAAGAAUAUUAAAAGGCACAUAGGCAACAUUUUUAAAAAGAACAGUGAUGGUGUGGACCAAGGGUGUGCUGCAAUGGACCCAGAGUUUCUUUCUUUAAAAAAGAUCCUCUCUCAGCCAGAUCCAAAUCCUUUGCAGCUGCUUGCUCGGUUAUGGCUUGCACACAAUUCUGCUGGACUCAGAGUGAGCAAAAGUCUCCCUACACACACUUACCUUAUAGUCAAAUUUGAGGAUAUUGUUUAUUUUCCUGAAGAGACAGCAGAAAGGAUACACAACCUUCUUGGAAUACCUGUUGCACCAGCUGCCUUAAACCAGCUGGCAUUUGCUACAUCCACUAAUCUGUAUAAUCUAUUAUAUGAAGGAGAUAUAUCACCUGCCAAAAUCAAUAUGUGGAAAGAGAAUAUGGUUUCUGAUGAGAUUAAAGACAUUGAAGAUACAUGUUGGCCUGCUAUGGAGAAGCUGGGUUAUAAAAGACAUACAGGAAGUCACUCUUUUUUGUAAAUCAAUGCCAGUGUUUUUAUGCAUUUUUCAUAAUGUGCCUAUAGAUUAUACUUUUUAUUAGUCUGCCUUUGCUAACAGUUCAUAUGAAAAGAUUCACCAUAAGAUUUACAAAGAUUAGACCAAUUAUGCUUUGAUUCCAGUAAAUGAAUCAUAUAAUGUAUAAUGUUUACAUCUUAAAAUGUCAUAGACAAAACUAUGAGUCAUGAAUGUAGUAAAUGUGCUAAAGAACAAGGAGUGGUCACUCCCGUUGACAAUAAGAAACAUCUGCAAAUCCUGGACCUUAAAAGCAUGUGUUCUGAAUGGAGGACAAAAUUAUGAAGUAUUUCCCACCCGAUUGUUGCCAUCAGCAUUUUUCAGUUCUGUUAUGAGACGUUUUGUUAUUGAUUGUAUUAUGGUAUUGAGAUUGCAUACUAGAAUACAUUGUUAUUUUUCCACCAAGAGGUCUUAUUGUUUGCAAUUUGAAGAGUAAUGUGAAAAGAACUAAACAACCCUCAAAAAUAAUUCAAAGAGAGAUGAUCAUGCAAAUAGUUCAGCUGUGUCCAGUUUUAGUGAAAGUCUGUUUCACCUGCACUUCUAAGCAAAUUACUAUGACCAGUAAUGAGAGGUGGAAUAGUUCAUGUGUAAAAAUAAGCCAGAAGAUGUACUUUAUGUGAUUAUAUCAAAGCACUUAAAGGGAUAGUUCACACAAAAAUGAAAAUUCUCUCAUCAUUUACAUUUCAUCCCAACAUUUUGAAGCACCAAAAAGCACAUAAAGGCAGCAUAAAAGUAAUCCAUAAAACUUCAGUCAUUACAUCUAUAUCUUCAGAAGUGAUAUGAUAGUUGUAGGCGAGAAACAGAUCAAUAUAUAAGUCCUUUUUAUUAUAAAUUCUCCUCCCAGCGAAUCACCGGGGGGGACUGGGUAGCUCAGCGAGUAAAGAUGCUGACUACCACCCCUGGAGUUGCAAUGUCGAAUCCAGGGCGUGCUGAGUGACUCCAGCCUGGUCCCUAAGCAACCAAAUUGUCCUGGUUGCUAGGGAGGGUAGAGUCACAUGGGGUAACCUCCUCAUGGUCGCUAUAAUAUGGUUCGCUCUCGGUGGGGCAUGUGGUGAGUUGUGCGUGAAUGCCACGGAGAGUAGAGUGAAGCCUCCACACGUGCUAUGUCUCCGCGGUAACACGCUCAACAAGCCACGUGAUAAGAUGCGUGGAUUAAUGGUCUCAGACGUGGAGGCAACUGAGAUUCGUCCUUUGCCACCCUGAUCGAGGCGAGUCACUACGCCACCACGAGGACUUUGAGCACAUUGGGAAUUGGGCAUUCCAAAUUGGGGAGAAAAAGAGGAGAGAAAAAAAAAGCGAAUUACCAAAAACAAAAGAAGAAGAAUGUGAAAGUGAAUAUUGAUAGUAAAAAACACCACCUACUGGGCAGGGAGAAUAAUUUUCACCAAAAGCUGACUUAAAUAUUGACCUGUUUAUCACCCACACCUAUCAUAUCGCUUCUAAAGAUAUGGAUUCAACCACUGGAGUCAUAUGGAUUUAUUUUAUGCUGCCUUUAUGUGGUUUUGGAGCUACCAAAUUUUGGUACCCAUUGUGAGGACCUACAGAGCUGAGAUAUUCUUCUAAAAAUCUUUGUUUGUGUUCAGCAGAAGAAAGAAAGUCAAACACAUCUGGGAUGGCAUGAGGGUGAGUAAAUGAUGAGAGAAUUUUCAUUUUUGGGUGAACUAUUCCUUUCAGUGACUGAAAGAAAAAAAUCAUUUGUCUUGACACAUCAAUAUCUUUAUUAUUAUUAUUCUUUUUUUAUGUGGAUUUAAAAAAAAAAAAAAUUACAUCUUUUUUUGGAUAACUAAAUGUAUCUUUAUGUAAACUAUAUGACAAGCAUUGACUUGUUUUACUUGUCUUAAAUUGAAUCAGUUUUCUCAUGUAAUCAUACAUGGAACAUUUCACAACCCAAAUAAGUAAAAUCAUAAAACAUCACAUUUCUCAUCUUAAUGGGGAACUAUAUUAAUGCAGUCUGAAUAGGCUACUAAUGUGAAAUGUUUUCGAAGCCACAACGCAAAUGGAUUUUCCAUGGCACCACAUGAAUAUGGAGUGUAAUCAUCACUGUGGGAUAACUGAAAUGAAGGAAAAUAAAGACAAUUUAUGUGAUAUUAACGCAUUUGCAAAGGCUGCUUUGUGUGUGUGUGUGUGUGUGUGUGGUGAAGUUAUUUUCAGAGUUUUGGACUAAACUCAAUUCUUCAAAGAAUAGAAAAUCUAUGUGGAGAAUAUUAAGUUACACUGCAUGGUAAAAAAAAAAAUAAAAACCAUGCAUACUCUAGUAUUUCAUUGGAACACCUUUAGCUUUGAUUACGGCAUGCAUUCGUCUUGGCAUUACUUCGACAACCUUAUGCAGUCCAGAGUUACAUUAAUUUUUGUCCGAGAUCUUGUAUUGAUGACAGGAGAGUCGAACCACUCCGUAAAGUCUUCUCCAACACAUCCCAAAUGGAGUUAAGGUCAGGAUCCUGUGGUGGCCAAUUCAUGUGAAAAAAUGAUUCCUCAUGCUCCCUGAACCACUCUUUCACAAUUUGAGCCUGAUGAAUCUUGGCAUUGUCAUCCUGGAAUAUGUCCGUGCCGUCAUGGAAUAAAAAAAUCCAUUGAUUUCUGGUAGGAAACUCCUCCGCCCCUGGCAGGCGGCCGGCAGCGAGCCCCUCCUCCCCUUGCGGAUGGCGGCCGUUCCUCCGUGUCCAGGCGGUCGGCAGCAACCCCUCCAUCCCCCGGCGGAUGGCCGCAGCUGCUCCUUUGGGUGGAUGGCAGUGGCGAGGACUCCACAACAGCACAUCCCUCCUCCUUCCCGGGUUUCGGCACCAAUGUAACGAAGUUCAAUGGAAAGGAGGAGGCGAGAACCGGCUUGACAAUAUAAAUAAUAAUUUAAUAAUAAACUUAAACAAAAAGACAAACACAAACAUGGCAGCUGCCCGUAACUCUCUCUCUCUGGAACUGCCGCCUCCGGUCGCCAUUAUCCCUCACGAGAACUUGAUUAGCAGCAUCACGACCCAGCCCUGCCCUCCUCCCUGCCACACUGUGGUUCUCAAAAAACCCCCCCAAAAAAAAGAUAAAAAAGAAGUUGCAUGGCAAAUGUGAACUCUGUGAAACAGUAACUUUUAGGUGAUAUGUCCUUAUUAUCCUGAUUCAUUUACGAUGUUUUACAUUUUAUUGAGCUACCAUAGCUCAAUACACAGUGUGAUAUGAACUUCGAAGUGAUGUGAUGUCUUUAUCAGAGUAGCUCAACAACAACAAACAUAACCUAUGUAUCAUAACCUUUAUGGUUAUUAUUUUGUUAUGAAAAUUACCCUUGUAUUUACAGUAUAUAGCAUAUCAGCAAAUGUUUCUG